AUGUUCAUUACUAAAGCAUCUGCGCAAAGCAACAGCAACGACGUAUUCGAUCCCAAGGGGCGCACAGAACUCGCGCUUGAAGCUCUACAAUUGUGGUAUAACACAACUACCGGCCUAUGGGAGUCGACUGGGUGGUGGAAUGGUGCGAAUAUCAUGACAAUGAUUGGCGACUACGCGAAAUCAGAUACUGAAGACGAAGAAUUGCAGGACCUGGCAAGCAAUGUCUUUGCGACUGCGUUGCUAAAGGCGCCGAUCAAAAAUCCAGACGCGAGUAUUGAUGAGCUAUGUGCUUAUAGCACAACGCCAACUGUCGGCAACACGACUUGCCAUCAGACUGCGUACACGAAGAUACUCGAUCCGGAUACCAACGAGCCUCACACAUUCUAUCCGCUUGGCUGGUACGAUAAUGGGGGGCCCUAUUCCACCAGGCCAGAUCCGCACGACUGGCUAGACGGCUACUACGACGAUGACCUCUGGUGGGCGUUAGCCUGGAUCAAUGCAUACGACGUCACUGCCGACCCCGCUUAUCUCACCCUCGCGGAAGGCAUAUUCCUCGCUGUAUCGCGCACCUGGGGUACUUACUGCUCUUAUGGCGGUAUCUACUGGAAUUGGGAAAGGGACUACGUAAACGCGAUCGCUAAUGAGCUCUUCUUCAGUACAGCUGCGCAUCUGGCCAACCGCGUCCACGACGAUAAAAAUAAGACCCUGUAUUUGUAUUGGGCGGAGAAAAGUCUGAAUUGGUUCGUUGGAAGUGGUAUGAUCAACGAGCAUGGUACAAUCAACGAUGGACUGACGGAGGAUUGUGCCAACAACAACAAAACUGUUUGGUCAUAUAACCAGGGUGUAAUCUUGGGAGGUCUUGUCGAACUUUACCAAGCUUCAACCUCACCUCACUCUACAUACCUUGUUCUCGCAUCGGAAAUCGCGAAUGCGGCACUUGUCGCGCUUUCGGACGAAAAUGGCGUUCUACACGACGAAUGCGAGCCUAACUGUGGUGCCGAUGGCGCUCAGUUCAAGGGCAUCUUCAUGCGUAAUCUGGUCAAACUUCAUACUGUGGCACCGGAAAAGGUGUUAGCAAACGCUAUCCACGUGAAUGCGGCGUCUAUUUGGGAACGGGAUAGAGCGGUGACGGUUGACGGUUUACCUGUAUUCAGCGUGAACUGGCGAGGGCCAUGGGUCACUCCGGCGAAUGCAAGCACGCAUAGCUCGGCGAUGGAUGCACUUGUCGCUGAUCUGGUCGUCGACUGA
This is a messenger RNA of Alternaria ethzedia, 1248 nucleotides long. RefSeq lists its product as uncharacterized. Lineage: Eukaryota; Fungi; Ascomycota; Dothideomycetes; Pleosporales; Pleosporaceae. The transcript has a single exon. The coding region runs from base 1 to 1248 and encodes 415 amino acids. Gene Ontology annotation, biological process: carbohydrate metabolic process. The record is from RefSeq and is a predicted model, not a curated record.